CGGUAAGGUGCGGUGACGUCAUCACCUGACCUCACAAAGAUGGCGGCAGCCAUGAUCGGGUACAGUCGGUUCGCUUCCGUUUCUAGAAAACUGGGAAGUUAUUUGUUCAAAUCGGUUUUUGUCGCCCAGGCGGCGACGUACGGCGUCAAAAUGGACUCUGCGGGGCCAGCUAAGUUGGAGUUUGCGGUGCAGAUGACAUGUGAGAGCUGUGCGGAUAAAGUCAGAGCUGCUUUAGAGGGUAAACCAGGAGUGCAGUCGGUCAGUGUGGACGUCAGUAAGGAGGCGGUGUUGGUGGAAUCUGUUCUGACCAGCGCGGAGGUUCAGGCUCUGAUAGAAAGCACCGGACGCCGGGCCGUGCUGAAGGGCAUCGGAGGAUCAGAGAAAGACUUGGGUGCGGCGGUGGCCAUGCUGUCUGGCGUAGGAAAGAUUCAGGGAGUGGUGCGUUUCCUCCAGCUGUCUGCGGAGAGUUGCUUGAUCGAUGGGACCGUCGACGGGUUGGAGCCUGGACCCCACGGCAUCCAUGUCCACACCCUGGGAGACCUCACAAAGGACUGCCUCAGUUGCGGAGAGCACUAUAACCCCUUCGGAAGACAACACGGUGGUCCGGAAGACUCUGAAAGGCAUGUAGGUGAUCUGGGAAAUAUCAUUGCCGGACCAGAUGGCAGAGCCUCAUUUAGACUAGAAGACAGUCAGCUAAAGGUAUGGGAUGUGAUUGGCCGUUCGCUGGUAGUGGACGCGGAGGAGGACGACCUGGGUCGAGGCGCUCACCCCCUCUCCAAAAAGACCGGAAACUCUGGAGAGAGGCUGGCAUGCGGCAUCAUCGCCAGAUCAUCGGGCCUUUUCCAAAACCCCAAGCAGAUCUGUGCCUGCGACGGGGUCACGCUGUGGGAGGAGAGAGACAGACCGAUAGCCGGGAAAGGUCGAAACAAGGCAAAAACAGAGACGCCGGCAGCGCACCUCUGAACAGCCGGAUCUGUGACUUUUCGUGUUAACGAUCUGCGUCCGGCGGGUUGAACGGAAAGAGCUUCUUGAAGAGAAACGAGAGAGGACUGUUUGUUGACAGCGGUAGAGACAGUUGAGAGAGUCAGAGCUGAAGCGAGGAAGACGAAAGCACAGACGAAUGUGUUGCCAGACAGCUGGACGGAUGACCAAAGAAAGAUUUUUUUUUUCCUUUUUCAAUGAUAAAAACAAAAGCUCUUACAGUUACAGUUAGUGUCCGUGGAGGGUUGUAAAAGCACUAAAGCAGAUUAAAACAGCCCGGGACUUUAUAAAUGUCACCUGAUUAGCUAGAUCUCCGUUAACGCUGCUAAAUGUUUGCUUAACCAGUCGACUCUGACACAACUGUCUCAUCAUGGUUUAAAAUGAUGCACUUGUAAGAUUUGAGAUAUUAGUUUCGACUGUGCACUGGCUGAGAUAAAUGCCCUUUAAUUUGCCAUUAAAAUGUCUUAAGAUAAUUAUGCAAACUUCCUAAAAGCACUUAUAGUAAAAAACUAACAAACAUCACAUCGGUAACAUCCUGCUGCUCUCACAUCACAUUAAACAUUGUGCAUUAGCUCAGCUUAUUUGAAAAGAUAGAGAUUAUGAUUUGGUAAACAUACAACAUACAAAUGAGAUUACAACAUUGUGUGAUUCUAAACUUUAUUAUAUUUACUGUUACAACAACUAGAAACCUUCUCGCUAACAUAGACCGACUACACAAACACACCUCAGUUUCCCACCAACUUUAGUCAUUUGUAAUAUGUAUUUUGAUUGAGAAUGUAUAAAAAAAACUAGUUUAAAAGCUAACAGAAAGGUUGAAAUAGGCUUAAAGACAUAUUAGAUAAAUGGUUUUAAUGACCAGCUUCGCCACCUCCAAGUGGUAAUAAACAACGUGUCACAACCUGGCUCAACACUGGACAAAGUAGGGGCGACCACACAUGAGUAAUUUAUUGUAGAUAGUUUAUUGUACAUAACUAAAGACCAAUCAACCAAACAGGGUCAUCACACUAUGAAUAUAUAGUCGUAUGGAGAGCUUGACCAAACCUUCUGACUAAACCUAAACACGUGCACUUCCGGGAUCACAGGUUUACAUGUGAACCCACCACAGUGUGUUAUCUGAAGCUAUUCCACCUAUUAAAGAAGUACAAUAAACUCAACGACCGAACAUAUAGACGUCAUCUGCACCCACCACCACUGCCACCGUUAUCACCGUUCCUGCCUCAGUGUGUUCAUUAUAAAUCCAUAAGGUGGGGUGAGUGACUUGGGUAAGAGAGAUUAGAAAAAGCUUGGGAGAGAGAGUCAAAUUCCAUCUAGAGUGAAAGGGCAAAAGUUUGAGAGGGGUGGGGGAUGGGGGGGGGUUUGAAGGAUUGUGUGCUCAGCUGUUUUUUUUUUUUUUCCAACAUGGAGUGUGUGUAUAGAGUUCUUUAUGGUUGCUGUGGCCGACUUUACAGCCACACAAUGCUUGAAUGUGACAUUUUCUUGUAAAUCAUAAUCAUAAAUCCUUUUGAUUACUGAGAUUGUGCUUUGGUGAUUCAAGUUUUAAUAUAACGUACAAAAACUUCUA
This is a messenger RNA of Thunnus maccoyii (southern bluefin tuna), 2542 nucleotides long. It is a transcript of the gene ccs, whose product is annotated as copper chaperone for superoxide dismutase. Gene Ontology annotation, molecular function: copper ion binding. Lineage: Eukaryota; Metazoa; Chordata; Actinopteri; Scombriformes; Scombridae. The transcript has 8 exons. Gene Ontology annotation, biological process: removal of superoxide radicals. The record is from RefSeq and is a predicted model, not a curated record. The coding region runs from base 40 to 963 and encodes 307 amino acids.